CGGUUUUGGUAUUCGGUGACACGGCUUCCACCCGGUAUAAAAACUACGUCCCGACCAACGUCCUUAUCACAUAAGUCCAGUCAAUCAAUACAGCAUCAACAUGUACUUCAAAAUCGUAGCAGUCAGCGUUCUUGUGGCAGUCUGCCAUGCGGGCAUCAUCGACGAGGGACACGGCCAUGCCGUCUCAUCCCAAAGCAUUGUCCGCCACGACCAGCCCACUAAUGGAGCUACACACUACGCUCCCAUAGUUUCUCACGCUGCUCCCGUCUUGGCCCAUGCUGCUCCAAUUCUUCACCACGCUGCUCCCCUCCUCCACUCCGCCCCCAUCGUUCAACAUGUCGCCGCGGUGUCCCACUCAGCACCCAUUGCUCUAGCUCAUGCAGAACAGAUCGAAGACCACGCACCAGCUCACUACGAAUUCUCCUACUCCGUCGAAGACCCACACACCGGUGACCACAAAUCUCAGCACGAGAGCCGCGAAGGAGAUGUUGUAAAAGGAGAAUACUCUCUGGUCCAGCCCGAUGGCGCCGUGAGAACCGUCGAAUAUACCGCUGAUGCUCACAAUGGCUUCAACGCUGUCGUGCACAACUCCGCUCCAUCAGCCCAUGCUGCUCAAACUCAAGCAGAGCACGCAGGCUCCGUGGUCCAUGCCGCGCCCGUUGUUCACGCCGCGCCCGUGGUCCAUGCUGCUCCCGUCGUCCAUGCUCCCAUUGUUCAUGCCGCUCCAUUGGUUCACGCCACUCCCGUGAUCCACGCGACACCUUACCUAGCCCACCAUUACGAAGCAAACCUUAUUCAAAGCAAAAUGAUCGCUAAAGCCGCAGUCGUCCUUUCCAUCGUGGCGGUAGCAGCCGCUGGUGUGUUGCACGGUUACGGCGGUGAGAGCUAUGGCCACGAAGCCGUUGCAUACGCGCCGGUUGCCCAGCUUGCCCACUACGAGGGCCAUGACGAACAUGUCGACUAUCACGCUCACCCCAAAUAUGACUACUCCUACUCUGUGUCGGACCCCCACACUGGUGACCACAAGGAACAGCACGAAGUUCGUGAUGGAGACAUCGUAAAGGGCGAAUACUCCCUUCUCCAACCUGACGGCUCUUUCCGUAAGGUCACCUACACCGCUGAUGACCAUAACGGUUUCAACGCGAUCGUCCACAACACAGCGCCCGUCCACUCCGAGUACCACUAAUUAUAACUGGCUCAAUGCCCCCUUCAUGUGAUAUUAUGUGUACCUUUUAUACUUAUAGAUAGUCUUUAGUCGACAACGAAUGUUUUAAAUAAGACUGUGGCGAAAAUAAA
This is a messenger RNA of Vanessa tameamea, 1296 nucleotides long. Its product is annotated as cuticle protein LPCP-23-like. The transcript has 8 exons. The record is from RefSeq and is a predicted model, not a curated record. Lineage: Eukaryota; Metazoa; Arthropoda; Insecta; Lepidoptera; Nymphalidae. Gene Ontology annotation, cellular component: extracellular matrix. Bases 101 to 1186 code for a protein of 361 amino acids.